Messenger RNA from Xyrauchen texanus (razorback sucker), 3292 nucleotides. Its product is annotated as tyrosine-protein kinase SRK2-like. Gene Ontology annotation, biological process: innate immune response; cell surface receptor protein tyrosine kinase signaling pathway; protein phosphorylation. Gene Ontology annotation, cellular component: extrinsic component of cytoplasmic side of plasma membrane. The record is from RefSeq and is a predicted model, not a curated record. Gene Ontology annotation, molecular function: ATP binding; non-membrane spanning protein tyrosine kinase activity; signaling receptor binding. Lineage: Eukaryota; Metazoa; Chordata; Actinopteri; Cypriniformes; Catostomidae. The coding region runs from base 154 to 1719 and encodes 521 amino acids. The transcript has 8 exons.
UGUCUCAUACACCGGUCCAAGGGUUCCCCCAAGCUCACACAAUGGACACAACGCUCUGUCAAUUCAACGAAACGUCUUUAUGUGGAUUGUAUGGAUGAGUGAAGUGCGAUUCAUUGUUUCAGCUGAAUUUAUCUACACUUGAAUAACUUCACGAUGGAAGACCUCAGAGAGAGGUUUCUACUGUUCUGUCAAAAUACUUUCUCGUGUUUCAGAGAGUCGGAGACUGACACACCACCUACCACCAAGAAAGAGGAGAUUGUAGUGAUUAAUAAAAAUUCCCGCACGGAGCCUCCAGCCACCACCAGGGUCUUGCAGCCGAUACCUGGGGAGAAACCGUUCUCCGUUUACAUUGCUCUGUUUGACUACGCGGCGCGCACGAAGGAAGAUUUGAGUGUUCACGCAGGGGAUACACUCGAGCCACUCAAUAAAGGCGAAGAUUGGUGGUACGCGAGAGGAAUCACCGGGAUUUCAUCGAACAAGCAGGGAUACAUUCCUGCGAAUUAUGUUGCGCCCGUCGAAAGCCUCGAUGCUGAACCAUGGUAUUUUCCAGAAACUAAGCGUUUGGAUGCUGAGAAGAUGCUGCUGUCUGAUGAGAACCAGAGUGGAGCAUUUCUCAUUAGAAACUGUGAAAGCCAGACAGGGGAGCUCUCACUUUCAGUGCUGGACAACAGAAAGGUGAACCAUUAUAAAAUCAGGAUGUUGGAUAAUGGUGGCUACUUCAUGUCAAGGAUUUGGACUUUUAACACACUGAAUGAACUAGUGGAGCACUACUCCAAAAAUGAUGAUGGCCUCUGUAUCCGUCUCGGAGAACCUUGCAAAAAAACAAUAGCUCCAGAAACCUACGGUUUAUCUUAUAACACAGUGGAUCAAUGGGAGAUUCCACGUACCUCUGUGAAACUCCUUAAGAAGUUGGGAGCAGGGCAGUUUGGGGAGGUGUUUGAAGGCAUAUGGAAUGGCACAACACAUGUCGCUGUCAAAACACUCAAAUCAGAAUCUAUGGAUGCGAAUGACUUCCUUCGAGAAGCUCAGCUCAUGAAGAGACUCCGUCACUCCAAACUGAUCCAGCUGUAUGCUGUCUGUACUAUGGAAGAACCAAUCUAUAUCAUCACAGAACUCAUGAGCAAUGGAAGCCUUCUUGAAUACCUGCAGAAAGAUAGAGGUGCUCGUCUGUGUAUGUCUGAUCAGGUAGAAAUGGGAGCACAAGUGGCAGCUGGCAUGGCAUAUCUCGAGUUGCAGAACUACAUCCACAGAGAUCUUGCAGCCCGAAAUGUUCUGGUGGGAGAUAACAAUGUGUGUAAAGUGGCCGACUUUGGCCUAGCACGAGUAUUACUGAUGGACAAUGCCAAUAGUGGUGAGAAUGUAUAUGAGGCCAAAGAAGGAACUGAGUUUCCAGUAAAAUGGACCGCACCUGAGGCCAUCCAUGGGAACAUAUUUACCAUAAAAUCUGACAUCUGGUCUUUCGGCAUCCUGCUCUAUGAAAUUGUGACUUUUGGAAAGAUGCCUUACCCAACUAUGACAAACUUUCAAGUGGUACAAAUAUUGCCCACCGGCUACAGGAUGCCAUGCCCCCUUACCUGCCCGAAAUUUCUGUAUGAGAUCAUGUGUGAUUGCUGGAAGGAGGUGCCUGCAGACAGACCCACCUUUGAAUCUCUGCAGUGGAAACUGGAGGACUUCUUUGAGGCCGAUGUCACCUCUAACGAUGAUGCAAACCUCUACUAAACUAAGAAAAGACUACUACUGCUUAUGAACUCAACUGCAGAUGAGCUAAGCAGACUGUCUUGGCAAGCAAACCUGAGAUGCUUUUUUAGGAUGAAAUGAGCCAGCUUCACAUUUUUCCCAAGAGAAAGAAACACAAUUAUCAUUGAGUGUUUUCUCGAUACAAACUAUAUUAGCUAAAUCAAAUUUAUAUUCUGAAACCUCUGACUAAUACCUUGUUUUAUGACGUCAUACAAACUCAUUCUUCCAUUCAGUCUGUGAAGGCUUUUCUGCAUGUAUUUAUGUCAGCAACAACAUAUGGGUUUAUAGUGACAUUGCGCAUGUACAGCUCAUGCUGGCUCUGUGAAACUGUGGACUGUGACAGGAUUUUCACAGUUUUAUGUUGAAAAUAUAUGCACUGGACAUUUAAGUGCAGCUGCUAUUAAGGAAUAAAUAAACUGAGCAUGAGCGACAGACAGGUAUGGAAACAGGUGCCAUUGCAGCCUGUCUGACCAGUUUAAAUAGUGAAUGAGUCACACAAGAUGUUAGACCAUCCUGCUCGAUUUCACAAGAUAGGAACAAACAGUGCAAUAGUGAGCACACAUUAAGACUCUACUUUGAGCCAGAGUAAAGAAUGUGAUUAUUAGCUGCAUAGUCAAAGUUGUUAAUUAUCUUAAAAUUAAUUUUAGAUCUGAAUAGAGCUUUUCUUAGAGAUUAAUUUACUGAUUGUGUAAAUAAGAGGAUGUUUAUUUCAGAAAUAUAUCAAAGUCUACUGACCAAAAUUCAUUUGACAAACAUAAGUACUGUAAGUGUCAUGUAUAAUACAUAAAUAAUCAGUACUUUGUAAGCUAAUCAAGAUGCAAAUGGUAUUACUCCAACAUAGUUGAAGGAUAAAUAUAUAUUUAAUAUAUUUUUGUAAUUUAAAGCCUAAAUGUGUGAUGUAUUUGCAUAUUAUACAAAAAAGUUAUUACAGUAUGAAAAAUGCUAAUAAAAAGUAAAUGAGUGAUUUGUAAAUUAUAUUCACUCUGCUGUAUAAUUGAAAGCACUACAACUACACAUUAUAUGAUUUUUUACCUGUUGAAUUUCAUUGUUUUUUGAAAAUGUACAGUCAUUUCAAAUCAGAUGAUUGCAACACUCUCCAAAAAAGUUGGGACAGUUGAGUUUGUUUUAAGUUUGUUAAGUUUAGAAAACCUUUCUGGAUAGGAAACCACAAACAUUUCUGGAGAGGAAAUCUGCAACAGCCAACUGCACCCCUGGCCUGUGGAUACCUCGAACUUAAAAGGCUGUAACGCCAGAUACCAUGGGUGAUCCGCUGCGUUCGUAUCCAUCAUGCGGUGGAGUCACUGAAGCGGGGUGUGAUCUGAACAGAGUGUGAAGGCCCACCCCAGCAGGUAGUAAUGGAGACUGAAGAUGGCCCACUUAAUGGCCAAGCAUCGAGCAGGCCGCAUGGUCGACGCCCAUACAGUAGCUAGAAUGGGGAAAACCCUGUGAAACCUCUCAAUCUGCAAAUAAUAGGGGUUCGAGCUACUUAUCCUAAUUCCUAGUGUCCUCAUGCACAAACUUAUGAAUCAUAUUUUUCAGGGUUUUAUUAAAUCGU